Messenger RNA from Linum tenue, 729 nucleotides. The record is from the annotation of a GenBank genome assembly. Lineage: Eukaryota; Viridiplantae; Streptophyta; Magnoliopsida; Malpighiales; Linaceae.
AAAAGACUCAAGAAAAAAAAGAAACACAACUUCUCUUGGGAAUUUCGUCGAACGGUUUCAUUUCAUCCGCCGGCGGCACCCGAUGGACGACGGCGAACCUUCCACCGGAAGCAGCUGCAGCAGCGGCGGAGGGAACUGGACGAACGAGAAGCACAUGAAUUUCUUGAACUCGAUGGAGGCCACCUUCGUUCGUACAAUGCUAAUUGAAAACAACAACUCGUCGUCACUCCACCGCCGCCACCACCUCCGCCUCGAUCGGUACUUGCCGGACAGCUUGGAGUCAACUCUCGACUCCGCCGAAUCGCGGAGGCAGAAGAGUUCCCCGAUCGGCGCCGCCGCCUCAUCAGAUUCUUCUGUUGGAUCAAGAAGCAUAAUGGGGAGUGGGGUUGAACGCAAGAGAUCAAGAAGAUUGGCGAUGUCGUCAUCUCAAACGCGUACCCAAAACAUCCAAACUUCCAAUUCACCAUCGAACGAUCAGGUGGUGCCGCAGCUUGAUAAGAGAAGUGGUGAUAAAGAUGAAAGAGAUCCUCGCCGAGCCUGCUAGUUACUGAAUGGUUUCGUCGCCAGCCUGAGGAAGUGCAAGAAAUAUGAGCCAAGCUAGCUAUCUACUAGAUCUUUUUAUAUAAUAGAAUUAGAAUUAAAUAAUAUUAUUAUGUGAGAUCCUUGAUAUUUGACAGCAGAGAUGAAGUCAAUUUCAAGUAUUUAAUGACGAUUUAUAAUUAUAAUAUU